CGCCCGCCAGCGCGGCGCGGGUGACCUGUAGUAACCCCCGGCCCGGCUUGGCCCCCUCCCCGCGGAGCCCGCCCCGCGCGCCACCGCGCUCCGGCCAACCAGGAGGCGCCCUCGCGCGCACGGGAGGAGGGCGCCCGGCGGCGGGCUGCCGCGCGGGGCCUGAGGCAGCGGCCGGGGCGCGCGGGGAGGCCGCGGCGGCGGCCGCCGAGGGGCGCGCAGAGGCGGCGGGCGGGCGGGCCCGAUUUCAGCACAGUUGCCUGUGACAGCUCCUGUUGAGUAAACUGAGACGAGAACUUCUUGUAUCAGCUGUUGUACCGGUACCUGCCACAAUGAGAAGUUGCAUAAGAUCUUUUUGGAUCUCCAUCUAACUGAUACAUGUUUUCAAACUCUCCCCUGUAAGCUUCGCAAGCAGCCAAAAUGAAGUUGAAGCAUAACAUCAACCCUGUUCUUCUACAGUUUAUAAACUUUAUAAUCUUGGUGUACUCCUUUAUAACAUACAUUCCAUGGUACAUACUAUCAGGAUCAAGGGAGGCUAUCGCAAAAUCCAAGCAGGUUAAAGCUAAACCUGUGAAUAACAAGCCUGGGGGUGCAUACAGAUCUGUUAACAGUCAACACUGCUUAGCUUCAGUUUUAUAUCCUGGGUGUGAUACACUCGACAAAGUUUUUAAGUAUGCUAAAACUAAAUUUAAGGACAAAAAACUCUUGGGAACACGUGAAAUAUUAAAAGAGGAAGAUGAAAUCCAGCCAUCAGGAAAAGUUUUUAAAAAGGUGAUCCUUGGCAAAUACACCUGGCUUUCUUAUGAUGAUGUAUACAUUAAAGCUGUUAAUUUUGGAAAUGGCUUAGCAGUAUUGGGUCAGCAACCAAAGACUAACAUUGCUAUCUUCUGUGAGACUAGAGCUGAGUGGAUGAUUACAGCACAGGCUUGCUUUAUGUGCAACUACCAGCUUGUUACUCUGUAUGCUACUCUGGGAGGCCCAGCAAUAGUACAUGGAUUAAAUGAAACAGAGGUGACCACCAUCAUUACUAGUAAAGAAUUGAUGCAAACAAAAUUGAAGGAAAUCGUUUCUCAAGUUCCACGACUGCGGCAUAUUAUUACAGUGGAUGGCAAACCAACAACAUGGUCAGAGUUUCCCAAGGGUGUCAUUGUUCACACUAUGGCCUCUGUGCAAGCUAUGGGGGCCAAAGCAGACACUGGAAACAAACAGCAAGCAAGGCCUGUACCCUCAGAUAUUGCGGUAAUCAUGUACACAAGUGGAUCCACAGGAGUUCCCAAAGGAGUUAUGAUCUCCCAUUGCAACAUAAUUGCUGGUAUAACUGGAAUGGCUGAAAGGAUUCCUAAUCUGGGGGAAAAAGACAUCUAUAUUGGCUAUUUGCCCCUUGCCCAUGUUCUGGAGCUGAGUGCUGAACUUGUCUGUCUGUCUCAUGGAUGCCGCAUUGGCUACUCAUCACCUCAGACGUUAGCUGACCAGUCCUCUAAAAUAAAGAAAGGAAGCAAAGGUGAUGUUACUACACUUAAACCAACACUAAUGGCCGCUGUCCCGGAAAUUAUGGAUCGGAUCUACAAAAAUGUCAUGAAUAAAGUGAAUGAAAUGACUAGUUUCCAGCGGAAUCUAUUUAUAUUGGCCUACAAUUACAAAAUGGAACAGAUUUCCAAAGGCUACACUACCCCACUGUGUGAUAGCCUUAUUUUCCGGAAAGUACGAAUGCUGCUAGGUGGAAAAAUUCGUAUCCUGCUUUGUGGAGGAGCUCCACUCUCUGCAGCAACUCAACGAUUUAUGAACAUUUGUUUCUGUUGCCCUGUAGGACAGGGGUAUGGACUAACUGAGUCAGCUGGAGCUGGAACAAUUACUGAUGUUUGGGACUACACUACAGGGAGAGUAGGAGCACCUUUGGUCUGCUGUGAAAUCAAACUAGUGAACUGGGAAGAAGGUGGGUAUUACAACACUGAUAAACCAUAUCCUAGAGGUGAGAUUCUUAUUGGAGGGCAAAAUGUGACUGCGGGCUACUACAAAAAUGAAGGACGAACCAGAAAAGACUUCAUUGUUGAUGAGAAUGGACAGAGGUGGCUCCAUACUGGAGACAUUGGAGAGUUUCAACAGGAUGGAUGUCUAAAAAUCAUUGAUCGUAAAAAAGACCUUGUAAAACUCCAGGCAGGAGAAUAUGUUUCUCUUGGCAAAGUAGAAGCAGCUUUGAAGAAUAUUCCACUGGUAGAUAAUAUUUGUGCAUAUGCAAGCAGUUUCCAUUCUUAUGUCAUUGGAUUUGUUGUGCCAAAUCAAAAGGAGCUUGCAGAACUAGCUCGAAAGAAAGGAUUUAAAGGAACCUGGGAAGAGAUCUGUAACAGUCCUGAGAUGGAAAAAGAGGUACUGAAGGUGCUAACUGAGGCUGCCAUGGCAGCUAAUCUGGAGAAAUUUGAAAUACCAGUUAAAAUUCGUUUGAGCCCUGAUCCUUGGACCCCUGAGACUGGCUUAGUGACAGAUGCAUUCAAACUAAAACGCAAAGAGCUUACAGCAUACUAUCAAGUGGACAUUGAUCGAAUGUAUGGAAAAAAUGUAAAAUAAUUCUUUUUCUGCACCACUUUGCUACAGUGAGCUUGGAUCAAAUAGGAAAUACUUGAAUCACCUGUCUCAACACUUGAGAUCAACACAGAAAACCACCAUUCCUCAUUUGCAGCUUAAACUGUUACUUCUGAUAACACCACCAUUAUGACUGACAAGUUUAGUAAAAUGUUACGGCAGCAAACUUGUGUCUGUCUCCUUUUUUUCCAGUUUUCUCUGCUACCUUGUCAGUGUGUGGGUUUUCCUAAGUCUUUUUGGGAAACCAUGAUUUUGAAGCCUCAAGUUUUUAAACGUUUAUAAAUCCUGUAUAAUGUUUUGUUUGUAUCUUAAAGUUUGGAUGUAUAUACAGAGAACUUGGCUAUAGAAAAAAAUGGUUAUACUGGGGGCCUUUUUUACCUAAUUAUUUAAAUAUAAGAAGGUAUGGAUGUUGUGAAAUUAUGUAAAUUGAAAAUGCUUAUAAAUUUGAUCACUGCUGAACAGAGGACCAGGUUAUUUGCUGCUGUGCCAUUGUUCUGUGUAAAACUGAGGGAAGAAAAUGUGUGACAUUCCAGCUUGUGUAAUACACCUUUAAUAUGUGCCUAAUGCUUGUUUUUAUUUUUAUCUGAAAUGAAAAGAUGGUCAAGGCACAGCUCCGCAUAAAGGCAGGUACUCUGGCAGGUGUUAGUUAAAGCUUAUUUAACACAAAAAAUGCUAUUAAUGCAGCAAAAGUCUCACCUUGGAAUACAGAAUACAGGAAUUACUUUUUGAAAUAUCUUAAGACCAUUUCAUACAAUAGUUGAAUUAUUCAGAGCUGGUAAGAACUCUUGGAAUUAAUUUCGCUUAACGCUAAGUUUGGAAAUGUCUUUUUAGUACAGGGACUGUAACAAAUUGUCUCUUUUUUUCAUUAGAUUUAGACAACACACCAGUUUGUUCUUUUGUUGUUUCUAAAACUGUGAUAAGAAUCCUGUUCUAGCUGCAACCCAAAUGCUUUGGAGGGGAUUUUUAAAGUCAUAAUGACAGUUACGUUCUUAGCUUCCAUGGUGCCUAGCUGCCCUUUGUGCCAUUAAAAAUCUCCCUCUUACUUUUGUGUUCUUUUGUUCAGCAUUUUUUGCUUUAAAAACUUAUUGGAAUUAUUUGUCAACCAGUCAUGUUUAUGUUACCUGGUUUAUUUGUUACACUCAAAUUUCUUACUUUGGGAAGGAGUCUCAAUUUCUGUUUUACCAUAGAUAUGUCAAUGUUGUUUCAAGAGCGGUGGAGCCUCUUCAGGUCUUAAAUGAGAGCCUUUAGAUUUGUUGCAGAUGUGAAUUUUAUUUUCAAAAUAUAUGUAGAAAGAAUACUUUAAUCAGGGUUACAGUGAGAAUGUGAAAAGGUAUACAUCAGUAAACUUUGGAGUAAAUACUCAAAGGGCUUUAAUUUGGAGAUACUGUUGUGUGUAUUUUAUUUACUUGUAGUACUAAGAAUCAAGGUCUUAAUGCUAUGCCAUGGUAACAUACAGCAAUUCUGAACAGCAGAAACUUUGUUUGCAGGAGGGAAUUGAUGCUGUUAACGUUUGUGAAGUUUUGACAUGGGAAUUUUGGGAGAUGUUUUGAUAAGGAAAUUCUCAUUAAAAUACAAAUUCUGAAAUAUUUAAAUUAUUCUAUCAGUUGUAGAAAGCAGUUCUAUUGGAGAUGAAAGUCAUCAAGUAGGUUCCCUGUAUUUACUUUAAUUUGGGUAAAAUAAUGAGAAGGUUUUUGCUAUCUUCUACGUUAAGUUAUUGUUGCACCUACUGUCCAUGGAUUUCCCCUGCUGCUGUCUGUGGAAAAAACUAUUACUGUUUGGUGAACUUUGGUUUAAUUUGUCAAAUGGAAUAUAAACAACGAAAAGAAAUCAGAACCACGUUUAUGAGAUUAAUGCCUUCAAAUAUUUAGAUCAUGAAUAUAAACUUCUGACAAGUAGAGGCAAAACUAAUGUCGGAAAAUGACUGAAGAAUCAGUAUGUGGAAACUGCCAAGUCUGUAGGGAAAUGUCAUACAGUAUACUAGGCAUUAAUAAUACUUAAAUAUCUGUCUGCACUCCAUCAGUUUUCAUAAACGGUUUGCACUCAGCACAGGAUUGUUAAAUUUUUUUGAUUUUGGUGAAAAUUAAUAAAUUGCUGAAGUACUGCGUAUAUCACUUGCUGCAUUGGCAGCAGAUUUAAAGGAAAUCUGCCUCUUGAUUAAUUCAGAAGGGAUCUGAAAUUAGUAUUUUAUUCUGCUAAGAAUUUAGAUGCAUUUUUCGAUAAAUUGCAUAAAAAAAUAGGUACUUUAAAAUGGUUUGGAAGUAUUUUGCAUUUUCCUUCUAACCCAAUUUCAAGAUUGGAUUGCAGUCUAAAUGUGCAUUUGAUUUUUUUUCAGUUCAGUUUUUAUGCAUUUAAAACUGAUUAGAUACAGUUCCUCCUUUAGACAUCAGAUUCAUUUGGACACUUAUUUUUUCUACAAUAUGUGAAAACAAAGCAAGUUUAAUAAUUCUAGCCUCAACAUUGAAGAUAAAAAGGCCUUUACAAUAUAUGUAUGGGCUUAAAAUAUUUUUGGUAAGUAUCUAUUUCUCUCAAACUAUAACAAAACUUAGAGUUUAAUCCUGCUACAUUCUGAGUACUUUCAAGUCCUGUUGAGGCCACUUGUCCAGUGGAUGUCCACACCUCUCAGAAGAGAUAAGAUUACGCUAAGUGACCAGGGCUAUAGUGGGAAGAUAACACAGUUGCUGUUCAGAUACAGGGCUUCCUUGCUUUGGCAGCCUUAGUCCUGUAGGCUUAUAUGCCUAUUUGAUAGUUUGGCACCAUGUUCUCACACUGUGCUCUUGCAGUGUUGAGCAGAACACUUCAGGGGAGUUUGUUGAAAUCCUGAUGGUACCUGCAUGGAUGCAUGACAUGACAGCCAGGAGUUUUUUCUGUUAUCUUUUUUUUUUUUUUUUUUUUUUUUUUUUUUUUUUUUUGUCUUCCGAUCUCCAGUGUAACAAGAAGAACAAAAAAGCCUGAUGGAAUGUAUUUCACGUGUCCUAAAUGCUGUGGACAGCUCUAGAGUAAAUUAGGAAAAGUGCACAGUUAGAAGUAGCAGUCUCCAUCAUGUGGUGACUUCUGUAAUGAAAAGAGCUGUAACUUUUAAACAGUCUUUCUGAGUAUAAGAAUAAAGGGUAUAUACUGUACCUGAAGGGCCCUAAAGGAGAGGGGUGCUUUUUGACAAAACAUUUGUAAAUAUGACUUCCCAGGAUUCUGAAUCAUUGGGAAUUGUAGCUACUUAUUCUGUUGUGAAAAUUUACAUAGCAUUAAAAUAUAUUCCAUUACAAAAAAACAACAACUGACUGACCUAGAAAUUCCAAGGAUGCACUGAAUCUCUUUUUAAUUCUUACGAUUAUUUUAAAAAAUAUUCCAGGAUAUCAGGCUAACUUCAAUCUAGAUGUUGUAAGUGUUCUUUGCAGAGAAUAGUGUUUCUGGAAUAUGUUAGGAAAUUAAAAAUUACAAGCCAGAAAGACCUUGCAAGUUUACUGAUGCUGCUACUAUUGCAGUUUACAUACAGAAGAAAGACUGUACCUCAAUGGGAAGCUGUAUCUUCUCAGCAGUAAAAUGUUUUGCUGAAAUGAAAGUGGAAAACAAUGUGCAAUUGAGACUAAGAACAUAAUACAUACCUACAUGUUACUGGUUUUAUAGUUAGGAUGCAGAGAAAUGUAUGGAAUUGAAAGUAUACAUAAAAACAUGCUAUAAAACUUGUAAAUUUGUGCAGCAAUUGCUAUAGGACGUGAGACUCCUUUGCAAUAACCUUUAUCCUGCUAAAAUUGACAAGUUUUUAUUCUUUACUAAAAUUGCAUUUAGGCUAUGUGAUGCAGCAUUUUUAUUUUUUAUUAACGUGAUGUAUUAACUCCUUUGGACUUGUUAUAAAAUUGUGUAGAUCUGUGUCUUUACUGGUAAAAGGAACAAUCACCUUCAAAUAACAUAUGCGUUGGACCAGGCUAAAAAGUUAAUUGAAUGACCAGUUGUAUAUUAUUGUAAUUGGUUAUUUAACGUAAACUCAUUUUCAUUGUGAACUUGGUUGUUAUUAUGAACUGCCUGAACAUUGUAUAUCAUAAUUCAGUUAUAUUGUAUGAAUUAUUUAUUUGUAAUUGGACAUCAUGUUUCAAAAUAAAUUAAUUUUGCAAAUUAGGCCCUAAACCUCA
Messenger RNA from Dromaius novaehollandiae (emu), 6698 nucleotides. It is a transcript of the gene ACSL3, whose product is annotated as acyl-CoA synthetase long chain family member 3. The transcript has 16 exons. Gene Ontology annotation, molecular function: long-chain fatty acid-CoA ligase activity. Gene Ontology annotation, cellular component: lipid droplet; plasma membrane; endoplasmic reticulum. Gene Ontology annotation, biological process: long-chain fatty-acyl-CoA metabolic process; long-chain fatty acid metabolic process; neuron differentiation. The coding region runs from base 418 to 2559 and encodes 713 amino acids. Lineage: Eukaryota; Metazoa; Chordata; Aves; Casuariiformes; Dromaiidae. The record is from RefSeq and is a predicted model, not a curated record.